AUGGUGUCUCAUAUUCUACUUAUCAUUGUUGCUUUUGCUGUUUUUAUCACCCAGAUUGUACUAAGUAGACUGUCAGAUUCACUGCUCACGCUUGCGGACUCGGCACAUACGCUGUCUCUUAUAAUUGCUCUGUGCCCAAACAUCAUCCUUUCCUACUUGUCCUCUUUGUCCUCCCAUGCUAAGGCCCGUCUUCCCACACUGUUCUCCCUCCUGUCACCUCUCCUGCUCUCCUCCCUGUGUCUGGCUCUCACUUUAGGCUCCCUGGGACAUCUGGUACAUCCUCAUCACUCUCAUCGCCCAGCUCUCAUCUUUGUGGCUGGGGUGCUGGGUCUGCUCUUCAAUGUGACCUAUCUGGCCGUAACAGGAGCUCUGCAAGGUCUGUGUCUAUCAACAUUACAUCAACAGCAACAACCAAGAUGGCGGCUAGUGCUGUGCCUGUUGUGUUGUCUGGCUCCUUCUUCCCUCCUCCUGGCCAGCAGUUUGCUUCUCCACCUGUUCACUCACCCCACUGUGCACUACUUGGAUCCAGCUCUCUCCUUGGCUUCCAUAGCAAUCAUGGUGGCUUCGGUUUACUCAGACAUAGUUCACAAUGGCCGUGUCCUUCUUCAAGCCACACCUGCCUCUGCUAAUAUACAAAGUCUUAAGAUGGAUUUGAAUGCCCUCUGUGGCCAUAACGGACAUCAUGAACUUCAUAUGUGGGCCCUUUCCGGUGAUCAUGGGGUGGCAUCUCUCCAUGUUCACUGUCCUGGAGUGGAGGCGUACAAGACUAUUUUAAGCCAAGCCAGAGUUCUGUUUAAGCGCCAUGGCAUAAGGGAGCUGACGGUACAACCAGAAUUUGGAAUGCCAGGCACAUGUUCCUUGGCCUGUGGACCUGUCUGCACCCAUUACUCCUGUUGUGACCCCACCCUUUCUACGAGCAAUGAUUUAGUCCUGGCCAAUGUGUGUGCAUGA
Messenger RNA from Staurois parvus, 951 nucleotides. The record is from the annotation of a GenBank genome assembly. Lineage: Eukaryota; Metazoa; Chordata; Amphibia; Anura; Ranidae.